GUUUAUAUGUUUGUUACACUUUUGGGCGUAAACGAAAUUCAUUUUUUAUAAUUAAUAUCGUCAUCUUAGAGAAGGAUGGAGGAAGGAAGAACCACAGGGAAGAACCUAUGAAAAUGAAAGCUAUGACAUCGUACUGGCAAAUAGCCACAUUACAUAAGCUAUUAUCUUAAAUAAUAAUAAAACAACAUAAAUCGCUGGUUAUUUAGUUAGCUAAGUGUUUUUAGAAUAAAUAAUUGUGGCGUGCGUGUUUUUUAAAACUUUCUAUUAUCAUACAAUUCCUCCUUACGAUGGAUGAUCCAGAAAAUAAAAUAACUGUUCUAUGCCUCGGACCGAAAGGGUCUGGAAAAACAACUUUGCUGAAGAAACUACAAGAUGCUGAAGGUAUAGACUAUACUUACAGCCCCGUACCCACCAUGGGGACUAAUAUUUACGAUCUACAUUACCUAAAUAAACAUGGUAAGAAGCAGUUAUUGACUAUACGCGAGAUUGGAGGCGAAAUGGCUCAAUUAUGGAACAGUUAUUUGGACGGUAUUGAAAAGGUAAUAUUUGUGGUAGAUACGUCGAAUUUAUGCCAAAUAUCAGCCGCAGCUGUCAUGUUCUACACACUGGUAGCUGAACCAAAACUUCGAAGAACAAAGUUCAUUUUAGUUUUAAGCAAGAUGGAUGCAGCAUAUCGCCAGAUGAGGAAUGAAGCCUUACUGAUGUUACAGUUUGCAAGAUUAAGCAGUGAACUACCAAACCCACCCGUUUUGCUAGAAGCAUCUCCGUUAACUGGCGAAGGCUUGGACAUCCUGAAAGAACAUCUCAUAGAUACUAAACGUUCCCAUGUACUUAAUAAAUAAAUUUUAACCUUCAUUUUUAACAACAUUGACCCACUAGUUUCAUGCAAAUUCACGUGUUUAAUGAGAGAUGGAUAGAUAUGUGAAUUAUGUAGCAAAUUGUGAAAUGCCUAACAAGUGAAAUAAUAAUUAAGCCUUUGAUAAUUGUUUCUAAACAGGCAUAAUAAUUACUUAUAUGUAUACUUACUUUUA
Colias croceus (clouded yellow) is the source of this 1031-nucleotide messenger RNA. RefSeq names its product ADP-ribosylation factor-like protein 16. Gene Ontology annotation, molecular function: GTP binding; GTPase activity. Bases 288 to 842 code for a protein of 184 amino acids. The record is from RefSeq and is a predicted model, not a curated record. NCBI's taxonomy places the organism in Eukaryota, Metazoa, Arthropoda, Insecta, Lepidoptera, Pieridae. The transcript has 5 exons.